AUGGAUUCAGAAAAGGCUCCUCACCCCAGCUCCUCCCCCAGCUCCUCCCCCCAGCUCCUCCCCCCAGAGCCUCCCCCCAGCUCCUCCCCCCAGCUCCUCCCCCCAGCUCCUCCCCCCAGAGCCUCCCCCCAGAGCCUCCCCCCAGCUCCUCCCCCCAGCUCCUCCCCCCAAGCCUCCCCCCAGCUCCUCCCCCCAGCUCCUCCCCCCAGCUCCUCCCCCCAGCUCCUCCCCCCAGAGCCUCCCCCCAGCUCCUCCCCCCAGCUCCUCCCCCCAGAGCCUCCCCCCAGCUCCUCCCCCCAGCUCCUCACCCCAGCUCCUCUCCCCAGCUCCUCCCCCCAGAGCCUCCCCCCAGAGCCUCCCCCCAGCUCCUCCCCCCAGCUCCUCCCCCCAGAGCCUCCCCCCAGCUCCUGCAGGAGGAUCAAGGAGAUGAUGGAGUGUGUGUAUGAGAAGUUCCUGUCCCCAGAAGACCCGUGUCCCCUGCUCUCACAGAGGACAAACCUCAGCGAUGUGGGGACUCUGUACGGGAGCGACUUUGGCUUCCAGCUGUCAUCCUGUCACCGCACAGACCCACUGCACCGGCUACACAACAGAUGGAACCUGACGUCGUGUGGUACCAGCGUGGCGUCCUCAGACUGCAGUGAGGAGUUGUUAUCGUCAGUGUCUGUGGGGGACCAGGAGGACUGCUUCUCUCUUUUGGACGAUCAGGAUCUGACCCUGGACCUGUUUCCUGAGGGCAGUGUGUGCAGUGAUGUGUCCUCCUCCAUCUCCACCUACUGGGACUGGUCCGACAGCGAGUUCGAAUGGCAGCUUCCUGGCAGUGACGUGGCCAGUGGCAGUGACGUCCUCUCUGACAUCAUUCCCAGCGUUCCCAGUUCUCCUUGUCUCUUCACCAAACGCAAACCCAAGAGUCAGACGCACCGCAACCUGGACGAGCUUCCUUGGAGCGCCAUGAGCAACGACGAGCAGGUGGAGUACAUAGAGUACCUGAGUCGUAAGGUGAGCACAGAGAUGGGUCUGAGGGAGCAGUUGGACAUCAUCAAGAUCAUUGACCCCAGCGCUCACAUCUCCCCCACAGACAGUGAGUUCAUCAUCGAACUCAACUGUCUGACUGACGACAAGCUCAAGCAGGUGCGUAGCUACAUCAGGGAGCACAGACACAGAAGCAGAGAGAGCUUCAAAAGGAGCAGCCACAGUUCACACAGCAGCAACGGAAGCAUCACCAGCACCACCAGCUCCUCCACCGGCUCUGCUGCCUCUAUCACAGGUAUCACAGGUACACACACAGGUACACCAGCUCCUCCACCGGCUCUGCUGCCUCUAUCACAGGUAUCACAGGUACACACACAGGUACACCAGCUCCUCCACCGGCUCUGCUGCCUGUAUCACAGGUACACCAGCUCCUCCACCGGCUCUGCUGCCUCUAUCACAGGUAUCACAGGUACACACACAGGUACACCAGCUCCUCCACCGGCUCUGCUGCCUCUAUCACAGGUACACCAGCUCCUCCACCGGCUCUGCUGCCUCUAUCACAUGUAUCACAGGUACACACACAGGUACACCAGCUCCUCCACCGGCUCUGCUGCCUCUAUCACAGGUACACCAGCUCCUCCACCGGCUCUGCUGCCUCUAUCACAGGUACACCAGCUCCUCCACCGGCUCUGCUGCCUCUAUCACAGGUAUCACAGGUACACACACAGGUACACCAGCUCCUCCACCGGCUCUGCUGCCUCUAUCACAGGUAUCACAGGUACACACACAGGUACAUCAGCUCCUCCACCGGCUCUGCUGCCUCUAUCACAGGUACACACACAGGUACACCAGCUCCUCCACCGGCUCUGCUGCCUCUAUCACAGGUACACCAGCUCCUCCACCGGCUCUGCUGCCUAUCACAGGUACACCAGCUCCUCCACCGGCUCUGCUGCCUCUAUCACAGGUAUCACAGGUACACACACAGGUACACCAGCUCUGCUGCCUCUAUCACAGGUACACCAGCUCCUCCACCGGCUCUGCUGCCUGUAUCACAGGUACACACACAGGUACACCAGCUCCUCCACCGGCUCUGCUGCCUCUAUCACAGGUAUCACAGGUACACACACAGGUACACCAGCUCCUCCACCGGCUCUGCUGCCUCUAUCACAGGUAUCACAGGUACACACACAGGUACACCAGCUCCUCCACCGGCGCUCCUCCACCGGCUCUGCUGCCUCUAUCACAGGUACACCAGCUCCUCCACCGGCUCUGCUGCCUCUAUCACAGGUACACACACAGGUACACCAGCUCCUCCACCGGCUCUGCUGCCUCUAUCACAGGUAUCACAGGUACACACACAGGUACACCAGCUCCUCCACAGGCUCUGCUGCCUCUAUCACAGGUACACACACAGGUACACCAGCUCCUCCACCGGCUCUGCUGCCUCUAUCACAGGUACACACACAGGUACACCAGCUCUGCUGCCUCUAUCACAGGUACACCAGCUCCUCCACCGGCUCUGCUGCCUGUAUCACAGGUACACACACAGGUACACCAGCUCUGCUGCCUCUAUCACAGGUACACCAGCUCCUCCACCGGCUCUGCUGCCUCUAUCACAGGUAUCACAGGUACACACACAGGUACACCAGCUCCUCCACCGGCUCUGCUGCCUCUAUCACAGGUAUCACAGGUACACACACAGGUACACCAGCUCCUCCACCGGCUCUGCUGCCUGUAUCACAGGUACACCAGCUCCUCCACCGGCUCUGCUGCCUCUAUCACAGGUACACCAGCUCCUCCACCGGCUCUGCUGCCUCUAUCACAGGUAUCACAGGUACACCAGCUCCUCCACCGGCUCUGCUGCCUCUAUCACAGGUACACCAGCUCCUCCACCGGCUCUGCUGCCUCUAUCACAGGUAUCACAGGUACACACACAGGUACACCAGCUCCUCCACCGGCUCUGCUGCCUCUAUCACAGGUAUCACAGGUACACACACAGGUACACCAGCUCCUCCACCGGCUCUGCUGCCUCUAUCACAGGUAUCACAGGUACACACACAGGUACACCAGCUCCUCCACCGGCGUCUCUGCCUCUAUCACAGGUAUCACAGGUACACACACAGGUACACCAGCUCCUCCACCGGCUCUGCUGCCUCUAUCACAGGCCCCGCCUCUGUCGGCAGCAGCAGCAGUGUGGCUAACAUCAGCAGAGCUCACAGUGAUGGGAACCUGUCCAGUGCAGCAGAGCGGAUCCGGGACUCAAAGAAGCGGUCGAAGCAGAGGAAGCUGCAGCAGAAAGCGUUCAGGAAGCGACAGCUGAAGGAGCAGCGACAGAUGAGGAAGGAGCAGCUCAGUGGACUCUUCCUCAACGAGGAGGUGCUGUCGCUACGGGCAACAGAGGACGACCACAGCGAUGACCUGGACAUCAUGUGA
Messenger RNA from Knipowitschia caucasica, 3402 nucleotides. The record is from the annotation of a GenBank genome assembly. Lineage: Eukaryota; Metazoa; Chordata; Actinopteri; Gobiiformes; Gobiidae.